This is a messenger RNA of Cyphomyrmex costatus, 1233 nucleotides long. RefSeq names its product zinc metalloproteinase nas-14. The record is from RefSeq and is a predicted model, not a curated record. Lineage: Eukaryota; Metazoa; Arthropoda; Insecta; Hymenoptera; Formicidae. The transcript is spliced from 6 exons. Gene Ontology annotation, biological process: proteolysis. The coding region runs from base 1 to 1233 and encodes 410 amino acids. Gene Ontology annotation, molecular function: metalloendopeptidase activity; zinc ion binding.
AUGAGUGCUAAAUACGCGUCGCGCUACGAGGCUGUGUUCCUUUGCACCUAUCCGAGAGGUCCAAAAAUGUCGCAAUUAGCGGCUGCUAAAUACAUGAGAAAGUCGAAAGCAUUUGUACAGAAGUGGAUACAGCGAUAUAAAGUGGCAAAAAAUGUCGAUGAUUUACCAGAACGUGGCUCGAUAGGCAAAGUGAACAAAAAAGACGAAAAAAAAAUAGUGAAUCUGUUUUCGCGGAAUCCUGCUUUAACACUGCGGCAAGGACAAGCAAAAUUAGGCUGGUUUGUCACGAGCAUUAAUGCAUAUCCAACAUAUCCACUACAGCUUAUUAAUCCAUGGAUAAUAAAACCAUUACAAACAUUACCAAAAAUGGUGAAAGCAAAGAAGUCCACUUGUGGCCCAAUUAGCUACAGACGUGAUUACCCUAUUUAUAUUCAUACAGUUGAUUCAUGGUCUCAAUACAAUAAUCCUGAAGAAGGAGUACAACAAGAAGGAGAUAUACAUCGGAGAUCGAGAAAAACUAUUACAACCGAGAAAACUUUACUAUGGCCUAAUGGUAUCGUGAAUUACUACGUUCAUUCAUCCAUAGUUAAUGAACCAAUAAAAUUCGCUAUGCUGGAGACUGCGUUACAAAUAAUAAUGUUGAAAACAUGCAUUAAAUUCGUCCGUAUUGAAGAAUACGCAAAGCUUUCAGCAAAUAGUAGUUGGGUCAAUGUCACAGGUCAUGAUAAGGGUUGUUACUCUGAUAUAGGAUAUAACGUACACGGGCCUACUACUCUAAAUCUAGACAUAAAGGAAUGCUUCCGCACAAUUGGACACUCAAUACACGAAAUGUUACACACUUUAGGUGUAUAUCAUGAGCAUAUGAGACCAGAUCGCAACAAUUACAUCACCAUAAUAUGGGAAAAUAUGAGAAAGGGAGAUGAAUUCAACUUCCAGCUAUUAAAUAAUAGUAUUGUGACUAAUUAUGGAUUACCAUAUGAUUACGAUAGUAUAAUGCAUUAUUCCAUGACAGCAUUUUCUACUGAUCGAUCAUUUCCUACAAUAAUACCUAAGAAUUCUUAUGUGGAGAUUGGUCAAAGAAGUCACUUAUCAUAUUACGAUAUACAAAAAUUGCUAAUUGCUUAUAACUGCACGGCCAGUAUAUAUACUAACAAAUUAAAAAAGAAACCGAACUUGGACAAACUUAAGAAGCUGGAGAAACUUCCUAAAAAAUUACAAGAUACUAGUCGUUGA